This is a messenger RNA of Drosophila simulans, 591 nucleotides long. RefSeq lists its product as uncharacterized. The transcript has 2 exons. Bases 232 to 528 code for a protein of 98 amino acids. The record is from RefSeq and is a predicted model, not a curated record. Lineage: Eukaryota; Metazoa; Arthropoda; Insecta; Diptera; Drosophilidae.
UGCGCGGUUGUAUUUAUAUGGGCAAUCGGAUCAAGAUUCCUUACCAUGAUGAAAGGAACACCUUUCCACAGUUCCAUUUUACUCAGGUGCUUCUUUUGUUGUACCUGCGAAUCGAUGUCAGUAGGGCUAUCCUUGCUCUAAUUUGAAUUUCAUUAUUAUACAAGUGUUUUUUUCUGUUCGCCCGUGUAUAAAACGAGUUAUCUCAGUUUCCAGCUAUCAGUUGUAAUAAAAAUGCGGUAUCUGUGCGUUUUUUCCUUAACCCUUAUCCUUUGCUGCCUUUCAAUAAAGGCUCAGAGCUUAAAUUGCACCAGGCUUCGCGAAAAUUGUCGUCCUUGUACCCGCCGCUUGGUGGAUCCUAUUAACAACCUGGAAUUCAUUAAUAGCGAUUGUAGGGAAAAACUAAGAGGACGUUGGAUUUGGCGGGAUGUAAGGCGUUGUGAUAUGCAAAUUGUUGCGUGCGAAAAUCACGAAACCCGACUGGAUUGCGAAAAUGUGGCUAGAAUAACAGGCAUGAGACGGAUUCGUUGAUAUUUCAUAACUCUUGAGAGAAAUUUAAAACUUUUUGUCUUUUUAAACUAUAUUUUUUAACAU